UCUGCGUGUUGUGAAUUGUUGUCCUCGAGAAACAUUUACAGUGAUUUACCUAUUUGUCUCUCGUCAACGGAAACCCACCAUUGUGAAUAGGUUGCUUAUUUAAUUUUCUGUAAGGCAGUAAGUGGUGAUUGAGUUGUGAAGAGCGCCAUGUCGCUCGUGCGGAGACCCAGCCAGGAGUUGAGCGAGAAACAGUUUGGGAAACUGUCGUUUUCCGACACGAAGGUUUCCUCUCGUCGACCGGAUAGUGUCCGUAAUUCUGUGGGCAUCGUGGCGUCCGUGGAACGGGAGGAGAGCGCUGUGGCGCGACGUUUCGCGGGUGGAUUCGCUGUUCUGCAGGCUGGCAACGUAGCCGAGAGUCUGGUGAAGGCCUUCCUGGGCGCCGACGAACGCGCGCUGCGGAAGGUGCAGAGUGUGUCGAACGGGAAGCAGCUGCUGGAUGCCUGUGUGGGAUACCGCGUUGACGUCUUCGGCGUGCUGACCAGCACACUGCUGCCCGAUUUAGCGGCGCUGUGGACAGCUGCUGCCGUGCGCGACGCACCACCACUGUCCGCUCCUGUCUGCCCUGCUUUUGAUUUUUCCCUCGCUGCCCUGCACCAGAAGUUGGGAAGCGCUAACAUCAUGACGCACGAACAACACCGUGCGUACUUGGACAACUUAACCGUGGAGUCACUGUUGAAGAACACGCGCGCUACCAUGGACAAGUACGCUCUUGAGAGACCGGUUUCUAACAAGGAAUGGUUGGUGGAAUGGUUGGAAGUGCUGCGUAUUCUGUUCCCGCGAAAUGCCGGGUACGUCGUGUUUAGCGGACGCACUGAGUUUGAAUUGGGCGCGGAGCUGGAUUACGGCGCAGUACUGACAGCGGAUUACAGUCCCAAGGUGGUGCUGAUCGUCAAAGGGUUCCUGGGCCGGUGGUCUGGCCGCGAGCGGACGGGUGAGCACCAGCAGGAGUGGGACCUGUUUUAUCUGUCCAAGAAAAUGCGGGCUGACGGAGUCGCCUCUUUUCCCGAGCGCAUGUUCUGGCUGUGUUUUCGUGGGGUCCACUGUGGCGUUGGAUGGCAAGAGGGAGAGGCGUUCCCCCAGCGCUUCUGGCCCGGUCACUAUGACAUUUACUACGACGUGCGCAGCGAGGAUUCGGUCAGAAUGCUGUGCAGCUUUGUUAAGGGGGUUGUGGAUAGAAUGGUGCAGAAUUAUUAUGCUGAUGACGGUGAAAAAGCUGUAGUGUUUUCGACUGUCCUUACUUGUAGCUGA
Molecule: messenger RNA, 1248 nt
Organism: Paramacrobiotus metropolitanus
Lineage: Eukaryota; Metazoa; Tardigrada; Eutardigrada; Parachela; Macrobiotidae
Exons: 5
Coding region: 148-1248 (366 amino acids)
Source: RefSeq, a predicted model, not a curated record